AUGCUAUUCGUUAACUCACUCGCUGCCAGUAGUAUUCUUGUCGUGGUCGCUGGUGGACGCGAUUAAUUCUAAUCGGUUUGGUGUUUACUUGGCGUUGUUUUUGUGUAUUUAUUUUCGCGAUUUCUAUGAACUUAUUUUUGCACUACUUUGUUUUGCUGAUUGCUGAUACGGAACGGUCUGUGUUUAGAGUGUGUACAUAUUUACAAAUCGUCAAUUACUUCCGCUGCAAAUGACACAUGUCAACAGUCGAAAAUCGUGCCAACGACAACAAUAGCGAAUAAUUCACAGCCAAACUCGAACGAAAUCGGAAUAAGUGAUUCAAUUGAAAUUGUUGACCCUCGUGAAGUAAACUCGUGCGAAAAAAAGUAAGAAGCCGACUGCCCGCAAAAGAGUCGUUCAUCGCCCAUCGGUUUUAUUAGCUGCAAAUAGUAGUGACGUCGCUGAAGCGUAAUAGCAUACAGUUGUGAAAAGCUAUUCCUUCCGGAAGAAGCGUUGCGGUUCGCCGAGUCGAGUGGUAUCGAUUUUGUUUGCGGCUAAACUAGUACAAACAGUGCCACCGAUGGUCCACACUUGAGAAGUGCCUCAGUAAAUGCAAUUGAUGACGACAACAACAACGGCGGAGACACGUGUAUGUUAUUCGUUCGACAAGGAAAAAAAGUGUAAAACGGAUUAGAACAAGCUUCCCACCGGUUGCGUACCGCUCGAAACAUUGCCGGUGAAAACAAACAAUGCUGCGAUCGUAGAUGUGAUUUUGCCCUCUGGUUAGGAAGACAAUUAUCGAAAUAGCCUAAGUCGGAAGAUUCGGCGCUUGCUUGCGAGGGGGCAGUUUGCGUGUCACAAAGAUAACUCCGGCACUUGAGCAAGAUGACCGUUCCCCAAUCAUCGUCAUCGUUAGCCCAAUCGGGCACAAUGGCUACGGGCUUCAGUCCUAGUGCAACCGUUACCCAGUCCGGAACGGCUACGGUAACUACGACGGCCAGUAGUCCAACGACGGCAUCCGCGUUCAGUUGUUGUCCAGCGAAUGGUGAGAGUUCGUCUAUCGGGGAGGAUUCGAUAGAGUUGAGUGACAGUCAGGGGAACAAUAACACGAUGUAUCACAAUGGGUUCUUCGAGAAGGAGGAUUACCACUUUCCCAAGCGGCCAACGGUUGAUAUCGAGUUCAGGGACAUCCGGUACACCGUGAAGAAGAUUAAUUUCGGCAAAGCUAAGAUAGAGAGUAAAGAGAUCCUUCACGGCCUGAAUGGAUCGUUCAAUUCCGGAGAGCUGACGGCAAUCAUGGGACCCUCGGGAGCCGGGAAGAGCACACUUCUCAACAUUCUAGCCGGAUAUGUAUCCUCCGGCGUCAGUGGAUUGGUCCAAGUAAACGGUAAGAACCGAUCCAACAAUUCACAAAGCUUCCGGAAGCUGUCCUGCUAUAUCCAGCAGCACGACGCCCUCCGUCCCUGGCUAACGGUCAACGAAGCCAUGAGUUGUGCAACCCACCUAAAGCUCGGUUUCAGCAUAAGUCCCGAAGAGAAGAAGAAGCUGAUCGAAAAGAUCCUCUUCAUGCUGGGACUGGAACAAAAAGGAAACACCCCAACCCAUGGUCUAUCCGGAGGCCAGAAGAAACGUCUGGCAAUCGCCCUGGAGAUGAUCAGCAACCCACCGAUUCUGUUCCUGGAUGAACCUACCACCGGACUGGACAGUUCCUCCUGUACACAGUGCAUUUCCCUUCUGAAGCGGUUAGCACAGGACGGCCGGACGAUCAUAUGCACGGUUCACACGCCAAGCGCCCUGCUGUUCGAAAUGUUCGACAAGCUGUACAGCGUUACCCAAGGUCACUGCUUCUAUCAGGGCCCGGUCAAAGAACUGCUGCCGUUCUUGUCCAAUCUGGGAUACAACUGCCCGAGUUACCACAAUCCGGCCGAUUUCAUGAUGGAGAUUGCGGUCGGAGAAUACGGAGCCGAUGUGGGCAAAGUGAUAAAGGCUGCGCUGAAAAAGUACUACGAAAUGAGCAGUGAGUGCAUUAAGCUAGAUCCAGUGUUUGACGAUGUUAAGACCGUCGUGGCGCGAUAUGACUUUGCCGACGCCGACCCGAAGGACACCGAUUGCAGCAAAGUGGAGGAACUGCAGCUACAGCUCAAGGAUCGAGGAGGUGGCGGAGAUGCUGGAAGUCCAGACCCUCAAGGCAACGAGCUGUGCCCGGAGAUUGUCGAUAACACCAAGCCGGCCUCAUUGAUGAUGCAGUUCCUGCUGUUGCUCUAUCGGAAUCUACUGAUGCUGAGGCGGAAUUAUUUCCUGUUGGGUAUUAGGCUUUUCGCACAUGCCUCCGUCGCCACUUUGUUCGGAUACAUCUACCAAGGAGUCGGGCCGAACGCCAAUCAGGUACUUGCCAAUUACGUCUACCUGUACGGUUCCAUGCUGAUGUUGGUCUACACCGGAAAAAUGGCGGUUGUUCUAUCAUUCCAAGUUGAAAUGGAAUCACUCACCCGAGAACACUUCAAUCGAUGGUACAAACUGGGACCCUACUUUCUUUCGGUAUUGAUCAUCGAAGUUCCAGUUCAGAUCGUCUGCUCGUUGAUCUACGUGGUGAUAAGCUACCAUCUGACCGGCAACUACUACACCUUCGACCGGUUCGUGCUGUUUGCGCUGUUUUGCGUCGCGGGAUCCAUUUCGGCGCAGGCCUGGGGCUUCUUCAUCGGAGCGACGCUCUCGAUUAAGCUCGCUGUUUUCAUUGGUCCCAUUCUGGCGGUGCUCUUCUCCGUGUUCGGCUUCUGCACCCGAUACGUGGACAUCACCCCGCUAUUCCAGUGGAUGUGGCACAUCAGCUACUACCGGGCUAGCUUCCACGGUAUCCUCAACUCGGUGUACGGAAUGAAUCGCGAUGACCUGUUCUGCCCGGAAACGCAGAUCUACUGUCACUUCAAGAACCCGGUCCUGUUCCAGAAGGACAUGGACAUCGAGCACGUGGAUAUGGAGAAGAACUUCAUCCUGAUCGUGUCGAUUGUGAUAACGAUGUACAUCGGGACGCUGUUUGUACUUUGGUACAAGCUGAACAAGCGAUAGUAAUAGGUGUUACAUUAGGUCCUAAGUUAAGGCUCAAUUACCAUCCGGGUAGUAUGUAAAUAGAUAGUACGCAAAGCUCGUCUGGUACGAUGAUGAUAACGUGCAAUGAGGGGUCACUUGGUUUUCUAGCAUCUUAUCAACCGUUUUGGGUUCUUAGUAACAAAACGUGAUCGACCUUCGACCUCUCGUGGCGGGAAUCCCCAUUCUCAGCUGUCCAACGAUCUUGCCAUUAGUCGACCAUUGAAUCCAUUCCCAGUUAGGCCAGCAAGAGUCUCUUCGUUUCCUUCAAAUUAACCCCACCCAAUUCGGCAAGAUACGCACGAGCAAGCCAAUUUGAAUGAAAGUGUUAAGCAAUCGUCUGUGAUUACGUGAUAGCCCAUAUACCCUUACGUUAUAAAAGUAACCGUAUUAUACCUUAUUUUUAGCUACUUAUACCAAAUCAAAAUCUCAAGUUGAACAGAAGACAAAAAAAAUCGCACCUAGGUAAUCUCUCUUACACCGUACUGGAGUCAAGCGUUAUUUAUUUGACCAAGCAAUCGAAUCUGGCACUGUAUGUACCUCUGUAGCAAUGGAAAGUAAAAAUUCAGCGAUAAGAAA
This is a messenger RNA of Aedes aegypti (yellow fever mosquito), 3642 nucleotides long. Its product is annotated as ATP-binding cassette sub-family G member 1. NCBI's taxonomy places the organism in Eukaryota, Metazoa, Arthropoda, Insecta, Diptera, Culicidae. The record is from RefSeq and is a predicted model, not a curated record. Gene Ontology annotation, molecular function: ATP binding; ATP hydrolysis activity; ABC-type transporter activity. The transcript is spliced from 11 exons. Gene Ontology annotation, cellular component: plasma membrane. Bases 865 to 3045 code for a protein of 726 amino acids.